AUGGAUCCCAUGGACUACAUUCUACACAACCAUCCACGGUCUGCCGCCCACUACGAUCCCGUUCACGCCGCUUCAGGGCCCUGGAUACCUCAUCCUCAAUCCUCCCCCGCCUACCCGUGGCAGUCUCAUGGCCAAGGCAUGCCUCAGUCGUAUCCUCACCACCCGCUACAACCUGCCAUGUCGAUUCCGGGCUCAGAUCCCUUCCACCUCGGCCCGAUCGGCGGCCUGCCCGCACCGGUCCCGGGCUAUCACGGCGGCCCACCACAAGAUACCUUCACGGGUGCGAUGCCGCCGCGACACUUUCACCAUUCGCCGCAUCACUCGCCGCACCAUUCGCCGCACCGAAUGUCUGCGCCGCUGGGCAGCCUCCCGGUCCCGGGGCACCAGCUAGUUCCAAACGGCCAUGUAAACGACGGGGCGUUUGUGAACCAGGUACCCGGGGGACGACCUCUAGGUUUUCAACCACCUGUGGGCAUGGGGAUACCGCCAGUUGGCAACAACUCGGAACCUAAUUCACUGCCUCGCCCGCCGUUUGCGUUGUCUGAACUCCCAGCAAACAACUUUCCUCACCAUAACCACUCGAUUUUCGUACCCCCUCCUCCACCUCCCGGUCCUUUCAACUCAACUCAGUCUCGACGAGGACAUUUCCCCUCGUCAUCCACGUCUUCCUCGAGGGCAUUUCGUGAAGCAUCGUCCCCUGCCAGAUCCUCUCAACCUCCCUCGGGAUCCCGCCGGCCGCACCCUAGAGCACGACGAUCGAUGUCUUCACGAUUCAUAUCUUCAGAGUCGGGCCGGGACGACGACGACGACGAGUUGGGUCGGCAGUUCUUUCUCGACCACAUAAUCCAAAACUCGUCUGGGCUAGAUCCUUCUUCCAUGGACCAACAAUCUGUCGACAAUGUCCUCGUCCGUCAAAUCCAGCUAGUUAGAGGCUCAAUGACUAGCAAAAUGGUAGCCUCCAAGAUGGCGCUGCGUUCGCUGCAGAGCGUCAACAUUGACGACCUCCCAGAGGCCGAAAGGACUUGUGUCAUUUGCUAUAAUGACUACGGCGUCGAGGCCCCCGAGGGUAUCAACGAGGCUCCGCUUCGCCUACCUAAGUGCAAGCAUGUUUUUGGAGACCACUGCAUCAAGAAAUGGUUCGAGGAUUCCGACAGCUGUCCAUACUGCCGCGACAAGCUCCAUGCGGAGCCCAAGCAGCAUGGCUCGUCGGCGAGGGCCAUUAUGAACAUGAUGAGAAUGCGGGGGGGGAAUAUUCCCCCAGGAUUGGUGUCGGGUGGAGAUGACGUUUUUAUCCGAGCCCUGACCAUGACACCUCCGGGUGGUUCAGGCCGUUCAUCCUCGCGGCAGACUUCGUCGGGUGGCAGACGCUCGCCGCCGGACGAUGCGGCUGAGCAGCAACGUCGAACCCGGCCACGCCACAGCGACCCAGAAACGCGGGGAUCCAGCACCACUACUCACCCCAUGUCAAUGGAAGGACCCUCGUCAUCCGGGCCAGAAGGAAACUUGCCUGCAAACCUAUUCGCACGCACGUCUCCGCGAAGCACUCAUCCAACAACACAUCGACGACCUUGGCCGAGCCACGUUGCUACUUCACCGACAAGGGAUUUGUCUGGCUAUCCUUCACGGCCCGGGCUUUUGCAGCCUUCGGUUUCGAUGUCUCCCUCGGCACCCAGCUUCUUUCCACGAGGAGGGCUUGGGAACUUGAGUGGGGCACCGGAUUUCCUCACGACACCCGCAGGACAGCAGCAGCCAUCGUCAUCUUCGUCAGCGUCGUCCAGACUCCCGAAUCCCUUGCAAUCAUCCGACGGUGUGGCGCGGGGAGGACAGCCGGACACUUCGCAUGCGUCGACACCCCGAUCGAAUGUGGGUAACGUGCAGGGAGGCUCGGUUGAAAUCAACCAGGCCAUGACCGAUCAGAACAACAGAAACCGGCCUUGGUAA
Molecule: messenger RNA, 1941 nt
Organism: Ilyonectria robusta
Lineage: Eukaryota; Fungi; Ascomycota; Sordariomycetes; Hypocreales; Nectriaceae
Exons: 4
Coding region: 1-1941 (646 amino acids)
Source: RefSeq, a predicted model, not a curated record